This is a messenger RNA of Eptesicus fuscus (big brown bat), 3067 nucleotides long. RefSeq names its product melanoma cell adhesion molecule (gene MCAM). The transcript is spliced from 16 exons. Gene Ontology annotation, biological process: angiogenesis. Gene Ontology annotation, cellular component: plasma membrane. The record is from RefSeq and is a predicted model, not a curated record. NCBI's taxonomy places the organism in Eukaryota, Metazoa, Chordata, Mammalia, Chiroptera, Vespertilionidae. Bases 13 to 1923 code for a protein of 636 amino acids.
CGGCGGGGAAGCAUGCGGCUGCCCCGGCUCCUCUGCGCCUUCCUGCUGGCCGCCUGCUGCCGCCGCGCCGCGGGUGUGCUUGGAGAGGCCGAGCCGCCCGAGCCCGAGCUGGUGGAGGUGGAAGUGGGCGGCACGGCCCUCCUGCGGUGCGGCCCCUCCCAGUCCCAGGGCAACCUCAGCCACGUGGACUGGUUUUCCGUCCACAAGGAGAAGCCCACUCUCAUCUUCCGCGUGCGCCAGGGCCGUGGUCAGAGUGAGCCCGGGGAGUACCAGCACCGGCUCGGCCUGCGGGAGGCAGGGGCCGCGCUGGCCCUGACCCACGUCACCCCUCACGACGAGCGUGUCUUCCUGUGCCAGGGCCAGCGCCCUCGGCCCCAGGAGCACCGCCUCCAGCUGCGCGUCUACAAAGCUCCAGAGGAGCCGAGCAUCCAGGCCAAUGCCUUGGGCAUUUCGGUGAACAGCAGGGAGCCUGAGGAGGUUGCUACCUGUGUGGGGAGGAAUGGGUACCCCGUCCCUCAAGUCACCUGGUACAAGAAUGGACGGCCCCUGAAGGAGCAGCAGAACCGGGUGCACAUCCAGUCGUCCCAGACGGCGGAGUCCAGCGGCCUGUACACCCUGCGGAGCGUCCUGAAGGCCCAGCUGCGCAAGGAGGACCGGGACGCGCGCUUCUACUGCGAGCUCAGCUACCGGCUGCCCAGCGGGAGCCACAUGAAGGAGUCGCGGGAGGUCACGGUCCCCGUCUUCUACCCUGCGGAGAGGGUGUGGCUGGAGGUGGCGCCCGCGGGGCCGCUGAAGGAAGGGGACCGCGUGGAGAUCCGGUGUCUGGCGGACGGCAACCCCCCGCCGCACUUCAGCCUCAGCAAGCAGGACCCCAGCACCCGGGAGACGGUGGAGGAGACGACCGACGACGACGGGGUGCUGGUCCUGGCUCCGGCGCGGAGGGAGCACAGCGGGCGCUACCAGUGCCAGGGCCUCGACCUGGAGAGCACGGCCUCGCUGCUGAGCGCCCCGCAGGAGCUGCGCGUGGACUAUGUGUCUGAUGUGCGGGUGCGCCCCGCGGCCCCUGAAGCCCACGAAGGCAGCAACCUCACGCUGACCUGCGGGGCGGAGAGCAGCCAGGCCCUGGAGUUCCAGUGGCUGAAGGAGAAGACCGGCGGGGUGCUGGCGCACGGGCCGGUGCUGGAGUUGCACGACCUGGACCGGGAGGCGGGGGGCGGCUACCGCUGCGUGGCCUCCGCGCCCCGCGUGCCCGGCCUCAACGCCACGCGGCUGGUCAGCGUGGCCGUUUUCGGCCCCCCGCGGAUGGCGCUGAAGGAGAGGAAGGUGCCGGUGCGGGAGCACGCGCUGCUGAACCUGACCUGCGAGGCGUCGGGGCAUCCGCGGCCCGCCAUCUCCUGGAGCGUGGCCGGCAGGGCCAGCGAGCACGACCAGGGCCCCCAGAGCGUCCUGAGCCUCCUGAGUGUCCGCGUGACCCCGGAGCUGGUGGAGACGGGCGCCGAGUGUGUGGCCUCCAACGCCCUGGGCAGGAACACCACGCUCUUCCUCCUGGAGCUGGCCUCCAACAGAAGCACUGGGCUCAGCACCGCCACCGUCGGGCCUCACGCCAGAGCCAACGGCACCACCACGGAGAAGAAGCUGCCCGAGCCCCAGAGCAAGGGCGUGGUCAUCGCGGCCGUGACCGUGAGCCUGCUGGUCCUGGCGCUGCUGGGCGCCGCCCUCUGCUUCUUCUACAAGAAGGGCAGGCUGCCCUGCGGGCGGUCGGGCAAACAGGACAUAACGCUGCCCCCAUCUCCUAAGAGCACAUUUGUAGUUGAAGUUAAGUCAGAUAAGCCCCCUGAAGAGAUGGGCCUCCUACAGGGCAGCCGCGCUGACCAGAGGGCGCCCGGAGACCAGGGGGAGAAGUACAUCGACCUGAGGCACUAGCGCGGACCUGGACCCCUUCCCGCCCCUUCCCGCCGCCGCCCCUGCUCGCCCGGCCCGCACUCAGGACACUCAGGAUGGUCACCAGAGCCUCUCCCGCGGACGACAGAGGCUCCCCUUCCUCCCCUCCCCCGAUUUGGCAGGGCCGGUGGACUGGCUGGGACCUGGCGGCCCUCCUCGGGGACCACACUGUCCACCUGUGGAGUGGCGCUCACCCCAGGCGGCCUCGCUCCGCCAGAACACGUCUGCUCGGUUAUGGACCGAGGCCGGCCUCUGCCCACAGCCAGGGAGUCCGGGCGCCUUCCCAGUGCCGCUGUGUGGCCGCGGGAGGCGUGCGGGCUCCACCGUGGACCUGGCAGUGUCCCGAAGCAACUGCCUGCCGGCCGGCCGGCCAGGCCCCUUUUGGGACCCCCUUCCCUGGUGGAGCCCGGAGCUGGUGUCAUCCCUUCAGAUUCGCGCCGUGUCCCAGCAGUGAGGGAGCGGCCGCUUCCUAGUCAGGCCCUGAACUGCUCACUUGGGUGAGAGGCGGGGACAGAGGGGUCCCUGCGGCCCUUUAAGGGGAUUAAGGUUAGAGUUACCCUAGCACCAGACUCCUCUGAGCUGAGCUGAUGGACCUCGACCCCUUUAGGAAGGGCCCUAGAGGGAGGCUGGGAAAUGGGCCAGAGCUUGGGGGGUAGUGUGUAUUUGUGUGUGUGUGGUUUUGUCAGGUUGUGUGUAAACUUGCAAAGUUUCCUUCACACACACACACACACACACACACACACACACACAAAGCUUAGUUGUCCGGGAAACCGUACACACGUUUCAUUCUCCACGGGAACCACAGCGCCUGGGCUCCAAAUGGACCGGCACCAGGAGGAACCCGCCCCACGGCUCCAGCCCCCAGGGUGGCCCCUGCUCGGGGGCAGGACCGAGAGCCUGGGCCACGUGGCCUUGUGGGGAGGGGCGGCACGGACCUGCUGAGGCACAGUGCUCCGCUCACCCCCGUCAGCCCUCCAUCCCCACCAAACACAAGCGCUCAGGUCAACUACAACAAAAGAAACUUUAUUUAAAAAUACUUUACAGACGUGGGUGCUUGAAAAAGCUCUUUAGUUCAAUGUAUAUAAAUGGAAACAUUAAUAAAUAACAUUAGUAUGACAGACCUGAA